AUGAAUGGUCUAGCGUUGAGAAUAAGUCGAGGUAGCGAUAGUAAAUCAAAAAAAUCAAUUGGUUUUUCUCCUGUAAACAUAUCAAUUUCUAGUUUUAAAACAUCAGAUAAAUAUCACGAGUUAUUUCAAAAAUUUGCUGAUGCCACUUCUACAGAUGAACAGUUACCCAUUUUAAGAAAGAUUGUAGAUCUGUACAGAGAUGCGAUUGACACUGAUAUUAUAAAGUUUAUGGUCGUCGUAUUUCUACAAGCAGAGGCUAAACAUCCUCUGAAAUGUUUUAUCGCAAGGCAUGUCACAAAAAACAGCAACCUUCAAGAACCAUUUACAAGUGUACUAGCAUCACAGAUAUCUACAAGAAUAUCACCAGAGCCAACACACUACAAGGAAUACGAAGAUGUCGUAAGCAAAGUGGCAACAUGUAUUGAGAAUUUUAACGCAGGUGUCGCAGCUGUACGGAUUGUGGAAAAUGAACUUGGCACUUACUUGAUGAACUGUUUGGAUUUCUGUGUGGAUCUAUUGUUGAGCGAAAGCAAAACCUUAUCACCAACGGAAAAGAACGAAAUUUUCACCCUAUCCCAUAUUACUCUACGCCUGUUACUACAUAUUGUUCAGAAAGCAAACGAUGAGAGCCUCAGCGAGUUAAUUCCUUUGUUCAUUAUCAUAGAGCUGUGUAUUAAAGACUUGAUGAUUCACAAUGAUGUGCCUAUGGAUACUAAAUCAGUGUGUGGCAUACUGUUUAUUUCUAUGUAUAUUGUAAAGAAGGGACCUGACAGUUGGCUACAA
This is a messenger RNA of Arctia plantaginis, 783 nucleotides long. Lineage: Eukaryota; Metazoa; Arthropoda; Insecta; Lepidoptera; Erebidae. The record is from the annotation of a GenBank genome assembly.